Penaeus vannamei (Pacific white shrimp) is the source of this 3653-nucleotide messenger RNA. RefSeq names its product membrane progestin receptor gamma. Gene Ontology annotation, cellular component: membrane. Lineage: Eukaryota; Metazoa; Arthropoda; Malacostraca; Decapoda; Penaeidae. Gene Ontology annotation, molecular function: signaling receptor activity. The record is from RefSeq and is a predicted model, not a curated record.
CGACCAAGGUGCGUAGCGCAGAGGGUGCCAGUCUCACAUGUGAUCUGUAACUGGAAACUCAGAAAGCUCUCGCCUAGAUCCAUGAAAUAUCUCUCAUAAUCAAAUAGUAAUACAGAAGGACGGGUCGCCGGCGCGCAGCCUCAGGACGCCCGCGUGGAUGGCAGGAACGGCGGCGCCUCUCCGCGCGGCCGCCGGUGCUCAUUAAGCCGCGUCGCGGACUGCGAAGAUUGCUGACUGGCCUCUGGAACCCUCGAAGCGCACCAAAGCCUCGCUGAGCCGUCGCCUCCCCGGCAAAGCGUCCGCAAUGCCCUUAUCGCCGCCAGCUCGGUGUUCCAUUACCGCCGCGCCGCCGGUAUCGCUUCCCGUCAAGCGACAGCCGGGCCGCGUUGGAUAAGCAAGGGCAGGGCGUCAAAGAGCAAUGCUUCACAAGCUUUACGAACCUAGCGCACCCAGAGCAGAAGCGACCUACCUGCGCCGAAGCUUAUUAACAACGGCGAAUCCACUCGACCACGAGGUGAUGCUGAGUGAAGUUCCUGCCAUUACGUACACACGAGUCUUGAUCACAUCGCUGACCUCGCCAGCUGCCAAAGACCUGUUCGAUAGCGCGGAGUCGAAGCUGUAAUUUAUCCAGGGAUUGGUUUGUUCUCAAAGGAAGUACUUGUAGCGAAUUAGGAUACUCCAAGAUGUUUCCUGGUGCAGGGUACGUGACGGGCCGGCUCCGCGAAGCUGGGAAUGUGACGUACCGCCUGCGGGAGGCUUCGCGAAUCCCGAAGGUGCGGGUCCGACGGGUAGACGAGGUGUCGGAGCCCUUGCGGGAGCCCGGCAUCAUAACCGGCUACAGAAAUGAGAACUGCACUGUCCUCCAGGCCGUCGUUUCGCUCUUCAACGCCACCAAUGAGACGGUCAACUUCUGGACACAUUUCCUGGCUUCCGUUUACUUCAUCUGGCUCCUCGCGUCUCUCUCCUCUGCUAUGCCGCUCUUUGACGAUCCGUAUUUGUACCCGCUCACCUGCUACUUGUUUACCUCGUGCGGGUAUCCGCUCAUGAGUUGCAUAGCGCAUGCCUUUUCCUGUCUUUCCAUAACGGCCACGCACGUGUGCUAUUUCCUGGACUAUGCUGCCCUCUCCGUGUACACUUGGGGCGUCGCCUAUGCCUACUACAGCUACUGCUUAGCGCCACAACUUAUGGAUUCGUGGUUCGCUCAGAUCUUCCUUCCGGUAGCUCUGAUGAACGCGGUGUCUGCCACAUUCUGUGCCUGUCUGUCGCGCUUCAUCGUCAACCCAAUCAUCCAGAAAUCCUUGCGAGUGUCCGCCUUCGUGGUGCCGGCCGUGUGGGACCUGACACCCCUUGCCCUCUGGCUGUACACCUGCGACGCCAGCGCGGAGUCCUGCGGAGAGUCCCGCAUCCAUCACAUCAACCAGUACGUGUGCGUCAUCGUUGCCUCCUUCUUCUACGGCUCGCACUUCCCUGAGCGCCUCGCGCCGGGUCGUUUCGACAUCGUCGGUCACUCGCAUAACCUGCUUCACGUGUUUAGCUUCCUGGCAACCAACGAGCAAAUGCGCGCCGUGCUCAUUGACCUGAAGUUGCGGCGGGGCGUCCUUGAGAGCGCAGGCUGGAUUCCCAACCUGAAGCUUCUGACACUCGUUACGCCCUGUUUAAUCAUCACCAUUAUUAUUCUCGUCUUGGUCAUGACGCGACUCCUAUCGCGCAAAAUCGCCACCGACUGCGCUCCGAAUCCGAACAAGACUUGCUCCUCCGCGGCUGCAGACGCGUCUUCCCCACCGCCCUGCCACACCAACGGGCACUUCGACAAUAAAGUUAAGGAAGAGUGACCAAAAGUGGUUCGUAGUCGCCUUGUCUUCGUAGCGGAACCUCAUAUCUCCCGUUGAGUGCAGAGUGCAUGUAUCGAAUUAUCUGGGAAUCACAAUCGCCGUCGCAUCGGGGAGAAGACAGUUGCUUUGAGAUCUACAAAGAUGCGGAGGUGUUUCUUAGUACGCCGGCUGAGUGAUAGGUGUAACUCAUAUUAAUCUCUGAAUAGUGGGCGUACUCCUUAAUGUUUGGUCUAAAGUGCCUUACAGUGGAUGUAUGGAAAAGAAAAGUGAAAUACAAGUGACAUAAAAAUUUAACUUUAGUGAGGAACAUUUUAUCUAUGCACAGCUUUCAUAGUUGCUAAGUGUGAUGUUUUGAAGACCAAACCUAAAUACAAAGGGUAAAAAAAAUCAGCCGAUUGCAUCAUAUUUUAUAGUUAAGAAUACCCAUUUAAGAUAACAAAGUCUUUCUUUGAACUUGGUAAUGAUUGAGAGUUAUUGUUAUUUACCUUGCUACUGCCAGGGUUCACCUGUCAGUAUUUUAAUUGCAAACCAUCUCUUUGAUAAGAAAAUAUCUGGUAAUUUAAUAACAGUUUGGGUGCCUUCAUGUCAUUAUGGAUAAUAAUCAUUUUUAACACGAUUCACUCAUCAUAAUUUGCAGCAGUUGAGUAACAUUCCAGGCUGCUCAGCACAUUCCACAUUAUAUACAUUAUGCACUAUUCGUGAAAGAAUUAUACAUCAGGGCAACCACUGACUGACUGAUCGCCAGAGAGGUGCGUCUGCUCUUCUCGGAGAAUCAUGUCGGUUAUUAGCCAAUACAGAAACGACUGGCCGGAGAGAUUGGUAUAAGAAACGCAUAUAAAUUAGCUUGUAAUGAAUUAAAUCCACUACGUGAUUGGAAUUGAAUCGAUUGCUGUAACUCUGCUCAGAGGGAAGUACUGAACUAAAACGAAAACAAUUGUACAUAAUAUUUUUUUAGUUACAGAUAUUACCGAGUGACAUGAGUGCAAUGUUUGAGUUAUUAUAACUCGAAUGUAGAGUUAUUGCCUUGUAGAUUUUUUCGAUCAGUAUAUUAAACGAGUGUUGUUGAUUUUCUGAUUGCGACAUCCCUGUUGGGAGAUGACCAAGUAUUCUUUAGGCCAUAGAGGUCCUCUGAAAAAAGCGUCCAGUCGAAGAGUUUGUUUAUACAGGACAUUCCACGAAAACAGUGAUGAUCUGGUGCCAUAUUUUUUCAGUCGACAGUACAAUGUUGUUUCAGUGACUAAUGAAAAUGACGGACAGAGCUUAUAAAUACUACGAAGACGUCAACCAAGAAAACACGAUUCCUUCAUAAUCCUUUCACCAUAGAAGGUCAUCGUUCAACUCCACCAAGAGAGAGAGAGAGUUAAUGGAACACAUCACAGAGGUCGCAAAACAGUUUGGAAGAAGACCAACAACCUGCAACCUGCUUUUUGAUGUUGUAAAAGUAUUGUUAUGAUUUUUAGUACAAGAAUGAAAACAAUUUUAUGUUAGAUAUAUGUGAAAUCACAGUUUACAGUGUGCAGGCUGUGGUUCCAUAGUAAAUGGUACAGUGCUUUACUUGGCAAGGUAAUUUCCUUGUUAUAUUACGCUUAAAAAGAGUUCAUGAUAUUUGAGAAAUAGCUAUCUAUGAGUGUUACUUAUGCUCGUGGCACGAUUGGCAACCAAGGCUUGGAAAUUUUUCGAAGGAAAAACUGAUUUUUUCCAUGCCAAAAAACAGAACAGGCUCAAUGUCGCUUCAUCUUGUGUCUGCAUUCCAUUAUUGUUAUUGACAUGAUAAAAUCCACAACGAAAAUAAAUUCGAACUGAUGAACUGCUGUUGUGUAU